AUGAAGCGCAAAAGAGGACACAAGAAAGGGAACAAGUCGAAAAAACCGAAACUUGUAAUCGAAAACGCUGAGAAGGAAACCUCUGAGCAAAGCUCUGGUGCUCCUGCUGAGUGCGAGAAUAGUGAACAUGAGUCUAAAAUUGAGGUUGAUGCACCUUCUUCUACAGGGAGUGGCAACUCGCCAAACGCUAGUGUAGAUCCCGCUGCAUCAGACACGGCGGCUAAGUCCGUUGUUGGACGCGUUAAGGUCAAGCUGAAGAGCUCGAAAGCACCAGAGCCCGAUGAUAUCGAUAAGAGCGGUCCUCCUCAGGCGGAGCCGGAGAAACCUGCUAUUGUGGCUGUUGAGAAGAAGGAGGAGCCGUUUCCGGUUCCGGUUCCUCGAAAACCGGUGUUUCUGAAUGUUUAUAGGAAGACUAAAGGGAUAAAGAUUAAGUCUUUGAAGCCUGUUGAUGGAUCUAGCUCAGUUGCUGCUGAGAAGAGCGUUGAUGUUGCUGUUGAUGCUGCCAAGGCGGCUCCGGAGGAUGCAAAUGUAGUUGAAAAGGAUACGAAAACGACUAACGAGAGUCCUCAAGUGAAGAAGAUAGAGCCAGAGAGCGCGCCGGUUUCUUCUCAGGACGAGCAGAAGAAGAAGACUGAUCAAGAUUCACGAUACAGUAAGCAAGAACUGGAAGAUUCUCUUAAGGUGAUCAAGAAGAUUAUGAAGAUGGAAGCUGCUGAUUCCUUUAAUGUUCCUGUUAACCCAGAAGCUCUUGGAAUUCCUCCAGAAGCUCUUGUGAAAGUUCAACUCUUUGUUAUGUUAAACUUAGCCUUUGAGAAUUCUCAACUAGAGGAUGGUGGGAAGGCAUCCUCCAAAGGAAAGCAGAAGAGCCAUAAACGCCAUGGAAGGCACCACAAGAGUGAUUGCAUGUGCGCGAUAUGUGUUUUGAAGCGACGUAAAAGAGAACGUCAAGGCUCUCAAGGACAUUCUGGAGCACAAGAGGAAUCUUCACCCGUGGGAAGCCCAUCUGUGGAUAAUUCAUCAAUAAACAUGGGUGAGGAGCAGGACAUGGAUGUUGAUACAGACAGCAAAACAGGACAAGGAAAGUCAGAAACCGUGGAACUAGACAGUCCGGUGGCAAAAAGACAAAGAGUGAAUGAAAGUAAAGAAGAGGUGGAGGAGGAAGAAGAAGAAGAAGAAAAAGAAGGUAAAGAGGAAGAGGAAGAAAACGUUGAGGAGCUUCAAGAGUUGGAGCGUAAACGAUGGAGAGCGAAGAUUCAUGAGAAGUUUCAACUCAGAAACCCACAGGUUCUAAGUCUCUGUGAAAUUAUCUUCCCUAACAACAACAACAGUUCUGUCUGGAACGGACCACACUCGCUGUUUAAAGGUAGGGGAGGUUCAAAUCGUAGUAGCUCACUACACAAAGCAGUUGAGGCGUUAAUGAAGUUAUAA
Messenger RNA from Thlaspi arvense, 1428 nucleotides. The record is from the annotation of a GenBank genome assembly. NCBI's taxonomy places the organism in Eukaryota, Viridiplantae, Streptophyta, Magnoliopsida, Brassicales, Brassicaceae.